Messenger RNA from Trachemys scripta elegans, 3130 nucleotides. It is a transcript of the gene NUDT9, whose product is annotated as nudix hydrolase 9. The record is from RefSeq and is a predicted model, not a curated record. The transcript has 10 exons. Lineage: Eukaryota; Metazoa; Chordata; Testudines; Emydidae. Gene Ontology annotation, molecular function: ADP-ribose diphosphatase activity. Gene Ontology annotation, cellular component: mitochondrion. The coding region runs from base 284 to 1357 and encodes 357 amino acids.
AGGUGCAGACGCGAGCGCCGGGGGGAAGCGGCAGCCAAUUGCUGCCCUAUCGUCGCGGUACGGAAGGCGCGAAGGUCAGGAGCAAAGCAGCUGACUUUUACCCGCCCGCUUCCGGAUGUGGGGCUGUUCUCCAGCCAGAGCGAAGCUGGGAGUGAGGCGGACAGGACGACACAUCCUGCAAUCAAAUGUUUCCUACUUCAUCUCCUGACAGUCCAGGUCACCGCAUGGCUGUUGGGCACUGUGUUCUGGGGAGGCAUAGUUUCCUGUGAGCAUCCUGCAUGUGAUGGCAAGGUGGUGUCUGGCCCGGACUGUUACUGUGGUGUCCCUCACUGUAACUCUGUCUGCUGUUGGUGUCAGGUACCCUAGCUGCCGACUCCCUCACCCCCUGCUCCAUCCCUUCAGAGAGCUUGCCUACAGCUCAGUUCCAGUACAUUGGUUUCAUUUUUACCCUGUCAGCAUGCUGAGCUGUUACAAUCCAAAUGAAAAUGUCCAGAACAAAGCUCACACAUCCCCAUAUCCAGGGUCAAAGGUUGAGCGCAGCAAAGUACCUACUGAUAAAGUGGGCUGGCUAGUUGAGUGGGAGGAUUACAAGCCUGUGGAAUACACUGCAGCCUCUGUCUUGGCUGGACCCACGUGGGCAGAUCCGCAAAUCAGUGCCAAAAACUUUUCUCCCAAAUUCAAUGAGAAGGAUGGACAAGUGGAGAGGAGGAGUCUGAGUGGCUUGUAUGAGGUUGAAAAUGGAAGGCCCAGAAAUCCGUCUGGCAGGACGGGAUUGGUGGGUCGAGGAUUAUUAGGGCGCUGGGGACCAAACCAUGCUGCAGAUCCUAUAAUAACUAGGUGGAAGAGAGAUAGCAGUGGCAAUAAAAUAGCUCACCCAAUCUCUGGCAAGAACAUUUUACAGUUUGUAGCAAUCAAGAGGAAAGACUGUGGGGAAUGGGCCAUCCCAGGGGGUAUGGUAGAUCCAGGAGAGAAGAUAAGUGCCACACUGAAACGAGAAUUUAGUGAGGAGGCCUUAAACUGCUUACAGAAAUCCAGAGCAGAGAAGGAAGAGAUGGAGAAGCAAAUGAAUACACUCUUCAACCAGGAACAUUUUGUGGUGUAUAAGGGAUAUGUGGAUGAUCCUCGUAAUACAGACAAUGCCUGGAUAGAGACAGAAGCUGUGAACUACCAUGACGAACCUGGUGAGACAAUGGAUAACUUGCUUCUGGAAGCAGGAGAUGAUGCUGGGAAAGUGAAAUGGGUUGACAUCAGUGAGAAACUCAAGUUAUAUGCAAAUCAUGGUGACUUCAUCAAACUUGUAGCUGAGAAAUGGGGAGCACACUGGAAUGAAGACCCUGUUCCUGGCUACCAUAAAUGAUGCUUCUGGAAUCCAAAUAUAAACUGAAAACCGAUAUCCUCCAUAGACCAUCCCUGAUUGAUGGGUAUCGUGUCUGGCUAAUUGAAUAUCUCCAAUAAUGCUAACCCUGAUAAUGCUGCAUUUGGUUGCUGACAAUCUCUCAAUGUUGAGUUGCAGUACUCUCAGGGAUAGCCUGAUGGCUCCAACAUUGGGGAGCGGAAUUGCAUCAAGAAUGUCUGCUUGCAAGUGACUGAGAUUCAGCUCUAGAAAGGACGUUGAAUGUGGUCUGCUGAUAGGACACACAAUUACAUUCAACCAUGAGCAUCAUAACUGAGACAAUUCGACCAGCCCAGUACCAUGGUUCCCCGUGUUAUGCAACAUCACUCCUCCACACAUCCAUUGUGAGGAUGCUAUAGUCUGAAUGGUUGAGAAGAUCAGGGCAAAACUGAGCCUACCAAUAUACACAGACAUCUUUGACCACCCAACAGUAUGUUUGUUGUCAAGGCACCUGUUGUGGGCCCACUUGUCCUGUCCAGAUUUCUCUGUGAUGUUGAUGUGGUUUGAAGAAUGGUCUGCAGCUGAUGUCAGAAACCAUUCUCUUAUAACUGACCCGACCAUGUGUGUACCCAGCCUUGAUUUGCCACACUUGCUCAUGUGUUCUUCUGAACCAAUUUCAAAUGGGCCAGGGUAAAUAUGCCGCCAGCCUUCACAUCUUAGCUCUUUUAGUAUUUCAUCACCAUCUAGCUCUUUAUUUUCAUCUGAACUUUACUACAAGUACAGUAGGGAACAAUUCUGUAUGGGUAGGGAGAUGGUCUGGAUGUUCCAUCUCCAACUUCUAUGGAUUGUGUCCUAUUGCCACCUUUCUAGUUGUUUGGUGCCCAGUACUGAAUACAAUGUCCUUAUUUCAUUUCAUCUGGAAACUAGUCAUGCCACAAUUACGUUAAUAGAAAAUCAAGGACAAUAAGGAAGUGAAAAUGUUUUGAUUUAAAAAACAAAAACGAGGAAGGCACAAAUUGUGGCUCAGUCAUUUAAGCUUUCAAAUAAAAAUUGCUUAUAAAUAGAUCUAGGUGUACAUUUCUUAUUGAGUAGGUGUAAGUUUGGCUCAUCUUUAAGAGCAGUCCUUUAAACAAACUCGAAGUCAGAAAAGAAAAUGUUCAGUCAAUGCUCAGUCUCUAUUAAAGCAAAAUGACGUGGAACAUAUGGUUUGGAUGAGUAGAAUCAUCUACUGUUAAGGGGUUAGGCAAAGAACACAGAUGAAUGUUAGAGGCAUGUAUAGGUGUACUGUUAUUUAUCUCCAGAAUUUUCAGUGCACCAGUAACAUUAAAGAUGUGUGAGAGAAUAAUAGAAAUUCAAACAAACAAAAAUAACCUUGUUGACUGGUUAGAAGUAGAUAAGAUGGAUGGAGGACAUCGUUAAAUUCCCAGUGUCAUCUGCAGAAUGAGAAAACAGAAUCUCAGAUGAGAAUUAACAGCUGUUUCCACUGUUCUUUAUCGUUAAAUACAUUAAAUAGAGCAUAGGUUAAGUCAUAGCAGUAGCCGUGAAGUAAACUAUUGUAAAUUAAUGACCACACGAGCAAAAGCAGGUCUCUUAUUUAUAUCAACGGGAGAUGGUUGAGGAGCAGCUCCAUACAUAAAAUAUGAAUGUACUGUAGUAUUGUUUAGUAACUUUAACAGAGUUAUUAACAUUACAAAUAACAAAAUCCAUGCUGUUUUCAUAGAAUUAUAAACAUUUCACAAAGUAUUCAUUAACCAACAAAACAAACAAUAAAUACGACAAUGUGAUUUACCCACUCUG